AUGAAAUUGGUUCAACAUAUAGCAAGACAACAUGGAAAUGAUGGGAUCUAUCAAUGUGGUUUAUGUCAAGAACUUGAAUCAAAAGAACCAACUGGUGUUGGAUAUGUUUGUUGUGUUUGUGAUGUUGUAUUUGAUGUUCCCAGAGAUCUCGAAGAUCACAUGGCCACCCAUGACUCGAU
This is a messenger RNA of Paramuricea clavata, 179 nucleotides long. The record is from the annotation of a GenBank genome assembly. NCBI's taxonomy places the organism in Eukaryota, Metazoa, Cnidaria, Anthozoa, Malacalcyonacea, Plexauridae.